AUGGCUUCAAAUAGCGCUGGCACAUGCGAGCCCUGCGGCACCCCAACUUCCCGACGGUGCUCCAAAUGUAAUGAGGGUCUGGACGCUGAGGGCCUUUCAACAAACCCAACCUAUUACUGCGCCACUGACUGCCAGACGAACGACCGGCCAACGCAUCGAUCAAAUUGCCAAAGCGCAAACGCCCGCAAGCAGCUCUACCGCGGAGCUCAGUUCCUGCAAGACGUCUUCUGUGCCUUUCGCGAAGUGGCGUAUGACAUCAACAUCGCCGACAUCAAGGAAGUCGACGGCAAGCUACAUGUCUGCGUGUCGCUGAAAAACUUCACGGCUCCGACGUUCUUCCCUUUUCCGAACCACCUCGUACGCAACAAGGAUGACAAGAAAGCUAUCCUCACUCUUCUAUCCUGCACUGAUGCUCUGGCAACCAUGGCUGAGCUUGUGAGGAUGUGUUUUGACGGACUCUGCGAACCGACAAUGGGCAUCUCGGAAGUCGACGCCCCUGUCAGCACGGAGAAACAUCAUUACGCGCUCAGGCAAUUGGCCGACGAAAUCGAGGACAGUGAAAGUACUCAUUCGAUCAUGCAGAUCACGCUGAUUGAUGGCAGGAACUAUGUUCUGGACCUUGCAGGCGCCCAGUACGCCCAGUGGCGCCCGGUACGGCCGUGGGAUGAGUGGUCCAGUACUUACUGCCUUGGAGAAACGCACUACGCCUUGCUCGGAUCUGAGGCGAAGAGGCUUGAAGCCAUCAACUCCGGGACUAUUCCUCGUGGCCCGAACACCGACCAUCCACUUACCACCUUUGAAUUCCACGCUUCGAAGCUUUUUCUCAUCAUCGUGGAUGACUGGGAGAAAUCGAAUAACACAUCGCUGGUGGCUACACUCAAUAAAAAGCUUCCGGAAUACUAA
Molecule: messenger RNA, 903 nt
Organism: Saxophila tyrrhenica
Lineage: Eukaryota; Fungi; Ascomycota; Dothideomycetes; Mycosphaerellales; Extremaceae
Exons: 2
Coding region: 1-903 (300 amino acids)
Source: RefSeq, a predicted model, not a curated record